This is a messenger RNA of Plectropomus leopardus (leopard coralgrouper), 2169 nucleotides long. RefSeq names its product tubulin polymerization promoting protein (gene tppp). Lineage: Eukaryota; Metazoa; Chordata; Actinopteri; Perciformes; Serranidae. Gene Ontology annotation, molecular function: tubulin binding. Gene Ontology annotation, biological process: microtubule polymerization; positive regulation of protein polymerization; microtubule bundle formation. The record is from RefSeq and is a predicted model, not a curated record. Gene Ontology annotation, cellular component: microtubule.
CCAUCACAGCCCACAACACCGAGGCAAGAAGAAAAACAGCUCGUCGCACACGGCGGCAGCCAAUCAGCGGGCUGGUUUCUCUUCAGCAUCUCGGAGGGACUGAACCGUCGGGCAGACUUCAGCUCAGGCAGCAGGGAGGAAAGAGACUUCGAGACUCCACGACGCGCAAUUAUGGUUUUGUGAUCUUGAAGAGAAGGUGGAGGAUUACAUCACCAGCACAAAGAGAAAACACAAGUCAGCUAAUCCAAGCACUGCACAGAAGGAACCAAUUUCCCGCACAAGCAUGGCAGACCAGAAAGACAACAUAGAUGACUUUAAAGUCCAGACAGCCAAGCACCCCAACAUGGGCUCCGUCCCUUUACGGCCGCACAGUGAACAGUCUAAAGACCGGUUGUCCAAGAGGCUUUCAACGGAGUCCAAUGGGACCAGUGAUGGAGGUCAGGGCUCGUCCACGCCGGUGGAGUUAACUGCUUUGGAGGAGUCGUUUCGCCGCUUCGCCAUCCAUGGUGACACUCGCGCUACAGGCAAGGACAUGCAUGGCAAGAACUGGUCCAAGCUCUGCAAGGACUGCGGCGUGAUCGACGGCAAGAACAUCACCCUCACUGACGUGGACAUUGUCUUCAGCAAAGUCAAGAAGAAAUCCUGUCGCACUAUCACAUAUGACGAGUUUAAGACAGCACUCGGAGAGCUGGCCAGGAAGAAAUAUAAAGACAAGACUGGGGAGGAGGCUGAGGCAGAGGUCUUUAAGCUGAUUGAGGGGAAGACACCCAUCAUUGCAGGAGUCACGAGAGCUGUGGCAUCCCCAACAGUGAGCCGUCUUACGGACACCACCAAGUUUACAGGGUCACACAAGGAGCGUUUUGACGACACCGGCCGCGGGAAGGGUAAGGCGGGACGAGUGGACAUGGUUGACACUUCAGGAUACGUCUCGGGGUACAAACAUCGAGGGACAUACGAAAAGAAAGUAAAUAGACCCACCGUCGCCAAACCCAUGUGAGGGCAAGGAAAUAAACAUUUGAUCAACCACUAGGAUAAUUUUCUAUUAAAAGAGUACUCAAAGAAAGCACAAAAGAAUAGAAUUUCAUAUAUUUUCCCACCCAUCUAUUUUGUGUGUGUGUUUAUGUGUGCGAGAGAGAGAUGUUUUUUGAGUUCCUCUCUUUGAGAAGUGUGAGAACUGGAAAACUGUUUACAUGUAUUUUUACAAAGUCAUCACCAGCUGGUACAUUCCUGUCUGAUCGCAAGUUACUGCCAAACACUGAAGAGAACAAAUGAGAGAAACUGCGAUGCUAUGAAUAUAAAAGCUUUGUUGCUAUGAUAGGGCCUUAUAAUAUUUAUUGAGCACAAUGAACACGAUGCCAAGAAAAACAAAAGUAGGACAACAGUUUGAUGAAUUAACAACAAUGCACUUUUAAUGGAGAUUCCUCUAUUCCCAUAUUUAGCUGUAGAGAUGCAAUUUUAAUUUGCUUUGCAGAGUUUCAGAGAGAAUUGGCACAUUGUUGACAGAUACUAUCAAUGUCUAUUUCUUUUGAAAACUUAAAUUGUUCCAUCUUCAGUGUUGUUUGUCUGCCAUCCCCACUCGUCAGUUGUUUUUAACGAAAUAUUUCACUCCCCAAAUGAUCGUUUUUAUCUUAAUUACUCACCCCAUGUUUCACUGACUUUGGGAAGAAAACCUUUCACACAUGCCUCCACGUUGACCUUAAUAUUUAAAUGUCCAGUGUGUUGGAUUAAGAGGAAUCUAGUUGUCAUGUUCCAAAACUAAAGCUUCUUCUCUGUGCCAAGUGUGUAGGAGAACUACAGUAACUACGUGUAUAUGCAAUUGUCCCUAUCCAGAGCCAAUAUUUGUUUGUCCAUUCUGGGCUACUGUAGAACAACAUGGCGUACUCUGUGAAAGAAGACCCACUCCGUAUGUAGAUAUAAACAGCUCAUUCUAAGGUAACUAAAGCAACUAUUCUUAUUUUCAAGUAAAUAUAAACUAAAGAAAACAUAGUUCUGAAUACUGUAUACCAUUUCUACCAAAAAAGAAAUGCCCCUAAAUCCUAAAACACUGGAUCCCUUUAAUCAUGUGUAUAAAUAGUCUUACGCGUGGACAAGUAGUUUGCUGUUGUGUUUCAAAUAGUAAAGUUUUGGCAAAAAUGCAGGUUUUUGGGAAGUACUGAGCAUACGGCUGGA